Messenger RNA from Paramecium sonneborni, 1390 nucleotides. The record is from the annotation of a GenBank genome assembly. Lineage: Eukaryota; Ciliophora; Oligohymenophorea; Peniculida; Parameciidae.
AUGAUCUAAUAAAACAUUCAACUUCAAUAAAACUGGCCCAAAUAAUUAGAUAUAUCAUCUCUCUAUAGUGAAGAUAACAAAUCAUCUCAUAUCAGUAAUCAUGUAAAUCUCUAUUAUACCCAGUUAGAUAAUACUUCUAAGAUAAUUUCACCACUUUAAUCUGUGUCAAAUUCUCUUAUUAAGGAACUUACCAAAUCUGAAUGUUAAAACCAAGAGUUUAUGAAAGGAUUAAGUGGAUCAAAAUACUUAUCAUCUUAUCCUCCUAAUUUUGAAAAUGUUAUGAAUACCAAUGGAUUUGAACCUAAAUUUCAAUAGGAAAUGUUUAAACCCAUAAUUGAUACUAAAAUUUUAUAAACCAUUUAAACUAUUUCAGAUGAAGAACAUUAAACAAUUAAUUUAGAUUAAAUUUAUAUAUAGCUUACUGAAAUUGAAUCAAAUUUGUCAUAAACUAAUUUUUAGAUAUAAUUAUCAUCUUUGAAUGUCAUUUUUGAAAAAAUAUCAGAAUAAAUUAAUUAUAAUAUCGAGAAUGAAAUACCUUAUUAAAAACAAAUCAUAUGCUAACUUAGAGUAUCAGUAUUAUUAUCUAAAAUCUAUAAGUAAAUGGGAGAUUUUAAAAAUUCCAUUUAUUGGUUAAAAAGAAUUAGAGAAAAUUAUAGUGUUUAUGAUCCUAAUUUUACUGGUAAAAUAAUGCUUGAAUUAUCAAAAUUAUAUUUCUUAAAUUUUUAAAUAAGAGAAUCAUAAGAAAUACUACAUGAAGCUUUAUUAUACUUUGAAAAAAUCUAAUGGAAAGCAGAAAUAGCGAAAACUUUACUUUUGUAAGCACGUAUGUGUGCUUGGAUGAGUAUUAAUUUUAAAAAAAUUAUUAUUAGAUAACUUUGAAUUAGCAACAAAAUUAGCUUAUGGAGCAAUCUCUUUAUUAAGGGAAACAUUUAUCAAUGAUGAAACCAAAUUAGAUCAAGCUUAUUAUAUCUUGGCUGAAUGUCAUUAUGUAUCUAAGAAAUAUGAAACAGCAAAAGAGUUUUUAAUCAAAGUAUUACAAUUAAAAUUGUAAAGUGGAAAAACAGAAUAUCAUUAUUCUUUACUUGAAACUUACAAUUUACUUGGAUUAAUACAUGCUUAGAUAUAGGAUCUAAAAAAUUCUUAUUUUUAUUUUUGUUAAGCCUAUAAAUGCAUUAAGUAAAACUAUAAUAAUUAUAUUUAUAGUACUAAUUCUAUAUAAAAAGGACAGAUUUUAAAUAACAUUUCUGUAAUUUAAAAAUUUCUUGGAUAAUUAGAAUUAGCAGGAAAAUGCUAGAAUGUAGCAAAUAAAAUUUAUAGUACAUUCUUAUCAGAAAAUCAUCAAAUAUUUAAAAGAUUAGUACUAAAUUCUAUUAUUGAAUCUUUAUAGUGA